This is a messenger RNA of Adineta steineri, 1926 nucleotides long. The record is from the annotation of a GenBank genome assembly. NCBI's taxonomy places the organism in Eukaryota, Metazoa, Rotifera, Eurotatoria, Adinetida, Adinetidae.
AUGUAUUCAACAACAAUAAUUAUUUUCUUUAUUUAUUGUAUGGUAGUAUCGAAUGCAAGAUCUGUUAUUGUAUAUAGAAAUGCUUAUUUUGAUCCCAUUGAUACAAAUUAUAUGUUGAGUGAUCUUUCAUCGAUCAGUUCAGACAAUAUUUGUCUAUGUCGAUGCUAUGAAAAUCCAUUCUGUUUUACAGCUAAUUAUUUUGGAAAUAAUCAACAAUGUAUACUUUUCUUUGCACAAUUAAACCAAAGUCAAUUACGACUGAUGCCGAUUAAUACCAAUACUAAUGUUUACAGCUUUGAAAACAGAACUGUCGAAAAUCUAACGUUAUUUGAACGAACAAAUGAAACUAUAUUUGAAAUAUGGAAUACUACUGCAGGUGGUAAUAGUUUAUCAGCAAUACCUAGCUUUUACACUGGUUCCUAUUGGCCAACUCAACCAGCUGAAAACUUAUUCGAUGGUAACUUAACUACAGAUUAUACGAAUCAUGGGAUGUGUAAUUAUACGUAUUAUGAUGUGUCAUGUGGAGAAAAAACUGGUUUCUAUCUAACGAUGUAUAAUAAAUCAAUGAGUCUUGUGGCAUUUUAUUUAGGUACAAAUGAGUAUGAUUCGAUGCGCGACCCGCUAUCGGUUACUAUUGAAGGAAGCAAUUUAUAUGAAUCCGAACUCACAUUUGGCUCAAGUUGGACUUUAAUCUAUGAAGGCUCUUCAGGAUUAAUAAUUGAUCCUGGACGAUCAAGCUUUGGUGCAAUACAAAUACUUCCUAAUAAUUCUAUGCGGUUUGCAAGUUAUCGUUUUCUUGUUACUUCAAAAAGAGGCUCUGGAACCUCCGCAUCAUAUUCUGAAGUUCGGUAUGAACGAUAUCGUAAAUUUGCUUAUCAUAUGGCGCAAUCUGGCGUUAAAUUAUUCACGAUCGAAUGUGUUUUCGCUUCUGCGACAAAAUUUGGUUUACCACCACAAAGAUUUGAAGUAACACGACCUGGUAAUCCAUAUCAUAUUCAAGUUGUAGCUCCAUCAAUCAUGUGGAUGAAAGAAAACUUGAUCAAUGUUGCAGUUCAACGUUUACCUGCAUAUAUCGAUCGUAUAGCAUGGAUUGAUGCAGAUGUAGAAUUUGAGCGUCUUGAUUGGCCUUAUUUGACAUUGAGUGCUCUUGAGCGAUAUUCAAUCGUACAAAUGUUUAAAACAGGGUAUAUCACUGGACCGACGGGCAAAUAUGAAAUUUUAAAAAGAGAAUAUUCAUUUGCACAUGCGAUUCGUCAUGGACGACGAGUACAACCACAUCAUUCACAUCCUUAUGCUCAUCCUGGUUAUGCAUGGGCAAUGCGUCGCGAAACUUUCAAUGCUAUUGGAGGUCUUAUAGAUUUUUGUGUUAUUGGUUCGGAUGAUCUUCACUUUGCAUAUGCUUUAUUGGGUCGCAUUCAAGAAACAUUUCCAAUGGGUUUACAUAAAGACUAUCAUAUGUUAGCAAAGGGUUGGGGUGAUGGUGUUGCUAGAAUAGCAGGUUAUGGUGCAAAUGUAGGUUAUGUUGAUGUUAAUUUAUAUCGUCGAUGGCAUGGAUAUCAAGCUAAUCUAAGUCCGAUUGGAAGAUGGUUAAUUCUGUCUCAUUAUCAAUUUUCACCAUUAAACGAUCUUACAAGAGAUCGACAAUCAGGUGUUAUUUAUUUGGCAAAUAAACGUCGUCUUAGUGCACCUUUAGGAGUUACUCGAGUGAAGAAAAUAGAGAGUGAAAUAGCUAGUUACUUUAUAUCUCGUAAUGAAGAUAAUAAAAGAGUUUUACCACAAUUAUUAAUGCCUCAAUAUCAAAAUCUUCGAGGUUCUUAUCGACGUCAAUUUUCCUAUCCGGUUCCUCCUAGAAAACGUCCACAAUCUUACAUACCUAUAAUUCAACCACCUUCAGCUCGUUCAUCUUAUCGCCCAAGAUUCUAUUAA